CAUGACCUAUCAGCUGACCAGUGCUCCCUCAGAUGUCCUGUUGCGGCUGUCUGUGUCACUAGGAGAUGACGUCAGAACCUCAUGCUUCCAGUGUAAACAGUGGAGUAGAGUCUGCAAGUGCACAAGAGGCCCUGAGGGAAACGUCAUGUGCAGAAACCCCUGUCUCCCCCUUCAUAACUCCCCGGCCCAGAGGCAGCCUACGUAGAACACCACUGGGCAUGCGGAGAAACUGCAACGCUGGAUUUAAAUCUCCAGUUCAGUCUCCUAGCUCCAGCUCCUCAGGCAGAGGCUCUGAGUACUCUCUGCAGAAGGAAGUCUCAGAGCUGCAGGGAAAGGAGGCUGCUCUAGACCAGGAAAUAGCGCAGCUGGAGUCGGAGGGGUUCAGCAUGGCAGAAUUAGAAGAGCACAUCACCCUUCUUCAUGAGUACAAUGAGUUAAAAGAUGUCGGGCAAAUGCUCUUGGGCAGACUUGCUGUGCUAAGGGGAGUCACCACCAAGGAGCUCUAUGCCGAGUUUGGGAUGAAUUUAGAAGACUGACAGGUGCCAUCAUUCUGUUUCUGCGCCAAAUGUUGUUGAGGUGCCAGGUGCGGUUUUGUGCAGGAGCUGCCCCAGAGGCUUGUGGGACUAUGGAGAGAUGCGGCUGUACAGCUCCACACUGGAACCACCUAGACUUGCUCGUUGCAGAGAAAAGGUUAUUUAUUACGUUCUGCAAAAUGGACUGACAUUGGGAUCUGCAGAGCUUCAGUUUUACCGACACUUAAUAAAAUCUGAUUUUUUUCUGUUCA
Messenger RNA from Xenopus tropicalis (tropical clawed frog), 784 nucleotides. The record is from RefSeq and is a predicted model, not a curated record. NCBI's taxonomy places the organism in Eukaryota, Metazoa, Chordata, Amphibia, Anura, Pipidae.